AUAAAUUAAUGCAACAACGCCAACGGGUAAAAGAAAACGACUCUAGAAAGUGAAGUGAAGUCAGGAUAAAAUGGAGGUUAUGUUGCUCCUUCGAGGGUAGAAUCGUAACUAUACAGUUUUUUUUUUACCCUUUCAACUGCUUUUACUUUGGCCACUCUUUUCUUUCACGCCGCCCCCUUUUUUGUUUUUCUUCCCUUUUUUACCUUUCCUUUCCGAAAUGGAGCUUCUCGCCGGCGACUGUCGGAAACGAGUCGGCGACGACUUCGACGAAGACGUUGACCCUUUUGAUGGCUCAGAUGGUGGUUGCGGGUGGAUGUACGGUAGCCGUCAAUCGGAUUCUCAAGGAAACGACGACGCUUUGGCUACGCUCGCAGACUUGGCCUCCCCUCCUCAGAAACUCAAACCUAUCAGGUGUGGCGUUAAGCCUCCGUCGGAUGAUCGUCAUCCUCUCGAUAUUCUCGUCGGAACCCUAGAUAGGCUGCCGGAGAUGGGGUUUGGCUGCUUCGAAGCUCCCUUGGGAUCGAAGAUUGCUGACGUUGGGCAAAGUGGUCAAUUGACUCGUGGGAUUCCAAAGGGUGAUGAUGCUGGUGCUCCUCUUCCCCUCCAUUCGCAGUUUCAAGCUCGCAAUCGCCUCUCUUGGGAUGGUGUCUCUCUCAGCUCCUCUGUUGAUAGCGAUAGUGACUCAUCCCCUGACGUCCGCAAGACCGUCGCGGGCAAAAGAAAGCGGGAAACAAGGGUCAAUCUGGAGCAAUUCUUGGAGAAGUUGGUGGGGAGUAUGAUGAAGCGGCAGGAGAAGAUGCAUAACCAGUUGAUUAAGGUGAUGGAGAAGAUGGAAGGCGAGAGGAUACGCCGCGAGGAAGCUUGGAAGCAACAGGUAAUUGAGAGGAUGCAACAGAAUGAAGAGGCUCGGAAGCAAGAGAUGGCACGCAGCUUGUCUAUCAUCACUUUCAUCAAAAGCGUUAUUGGUGACGAGAUCGAGAUCCCUAAACCCUCCGUGUUCCCGCAGCUACUCCAGCAGAUUCUUCCCGAGCAAUGUGAAGAC
Molecule: messenger RNA, 1042 nt
Organism: Camelina sativa (false flax)
Lineage: Eukaryota; Viridiplantae; Streptophyta; Magnoliopsida; Brassicales; Brassicaceae
Product: trihelix transcription factor GT-2
Source: RefSeq, a predicted model, not a curated record